Molecule: messenger RNA, 3077 nt
Organism: Rhipicephalus microplus (southern cattle tick)
Lineage: Eukaryota; Metazoa; Arthropoda; Arachnida; Ixodida; Ixodidae
Product: Sideroflexin-1-3
Biological process (GO): serine import into mitochondrion; monoatomic ion transport
Cellular component (GO): mitochondrial inner membrane
Molecular function (GO): monoatomic ion transmembrane transporter activity
Source: RefSeq, a predicted model, not a curated record
UAUUCAGCCUUCGGCGGCACUCAUCUUUUCCCGUCUAUGCGUACGUUCGUGUCCGCGUCGACCGCUGUGAAUCAUCCGACGAUAGCACGCAUCGACGACGGGACAUCGGAGCAGUGCGCAACGCCAGCGAACCGCCAGGCACGAUGCAGUCGCGCAUCAACAUCGACGAGCCCCGCUGGGACCAGAGCACGUACUGGGGCCGGGCGCGGCACUUCUUCACGGUGACCAACCCGCUCAAUCUGCUCUGCACGGGCCACGAGCUAAACGAGUCGCGCGACAUCGUCACGCGCUACCGCAAGGGCGAGCACAUUCCCGGUCUGACGGAAGAGAAACUGUGGCGAGCCAAGCACGUCUACGACUCCGCGUUCCAUCCGGACACCGGCGAGAAGGUGACGAUGAUCGGCCGCAUGUCGGCUCAGGUGCCCAUGAACAUGACCAUCACGGGCUGCAUGCUCACCUUCUACAAGACGACGCCGCAGGUGAUCUUCUGGCAGUGGGUCAACCAGUCGUUCAACGCGGUCGUGAACUACUCGAACCGUAGCGGAGACUCGCCGAUUCCCUUGUCGACGCUGGGUCUCUCUUACGUGCUGGCCACCGGUGGUGCUCUGGGAACAGCGCUAGGUCUGAACAGUCUGGUCAAAUCGCUCCCGCCGCUCGUCGGCAGAUUCGUGCCGUUCUGCGCCGUGGCGGCGGCCAACUGCGUCAACAUUCCCAUGAUGCGGAUGCGGGAGAUCAGGCACGGAAUCCCCGUGGUCGACGAGAACGGCAACCGGCUGGGCGAGUCCAAGGUCGCCGCCAAGUGGGCCAUCGCCAUGGUCGUUCUGUCCCGGGUGGGCAUGGCAGCCCCCGGUAUGGUGUUCCCGCCCAUCGUGAUGAACACGCUCGAGAAGAAAGGCGUGCUACGGCGGUACCCGUGGAUCAGCGCGCCGCUGCAAGUGGGCAUGUGCGGCCUGAUGCUGGUGUUCGCGACGCCUCUGUGUUGUGCCAUCUUUCCGCAGAAAAGCCAGAUCGAAGUGAACCAGUUGGAACCGGAGUUACAGGAGGUCAUCAAAAAGCUGCCCAGUCCGCCUUCCACGGUGUACUAUAACAAAGGGCUCUGAGCUCCAUCUCAUAAACUGGCUGUUCCGCAAUUACAUUCUAGAAAAUAUGGGGUAUGCACUGUGGGUUGGGAGUUUCACUGCGGGCAGUCUCAGAUUCCAAUCAGGGUGUGACACUGUGUUGGCUUGCUUUCCUGGUGCAUGUGUUUCACAUCUAGAAUUUCACUUCAGUUCUCUUGGGCACCCACCCAACUUUCUCAGGGCUUGCAAUGACAGAUGCUAGCCUGCUGAAUGGCGUAUGAAACCAUGAUUGGGUUGCUUUGGCACCACGGUGAAGAAAGCUGCAAAUAAUAAUGGCAUGGAAGAUGCAGUUAUCACAUUUAAAAUGUCCUUGAUGUGCUGUUUUGUGACAUUUCCUUGGUGAUGUUACGUAAAUUCAUCCGUUGCAUUUUAUAUGAUGGGUUUCAGUCAUCUCAAUCUUGUCAUAUCACAAUUCUUUUGAGAUCGUACCCGAAAAGGGUAUCUUUUGUGUGGUUAGCGCAAGUCCGAAGCAUUAUGUGUCCCCACAGACGUCGUCAGUAGCAGCCCUCAUCCAGCUUAAUUAAUGCAAGCUGUACUGCAAAGAUGUGAUACCACCGUGCUUUAUAUUCGCACUUCAGGCACCACAAACAUAUUUUUUUGCAUGCCUUGCUAAAACUAUCGCGAACUCCUUCCAUGCUGCCGACUGGCAAUUCAUUUUGCUGUGAGAGGUUUAUUUUUAUGCAACUUUUCUGUGGGCAGUUGUACCUUGUGGGCUUUCAUGCGUGGUUCCAAAGUGCUCACUAAAGCUAUAUUUUUUUCAGGGCAACUAUUCCUGGCACGCUCUUAAGUGCUGUACAUAUAAUACCCGAUCUUGAUGAGAUGUGCAAAAUAAGUUUAUUGUUUCCUAAAUAAUUGUUCUUUAUAUGGCAAGUGUGACUUGCACCUUCCUAUGUGUCAUAUUGACGUGGCCCGCAAUAAACGUUUUUGUUCCUACUUAUCUACUGCUCUGAAGCUAUGCUGGGGUGUGCAUCGUAUCGAUGGAGGAAAAUGUUUGAGAUGGGUCACAAAUGCCAAGUUUGCCUGUGUUCCUGUGAACUGUCUUUCACACUCAGGUUUACUUCAUUACCAUCAGGGCAUAAAAGUUAAGACUACUAUCAUGACAGCUUUGAAGCCUGAACUCUUUUAUAAGAGUCUGGAUUUUACAUUGAUCCCUAGAUUUCUUGUAGGGCUCUGCCAUUGCAGUUUUUAUGUUGUACAAAAAUGACGAGCAAACAGCUUCAACACUAACUUUCUGCCAUUAGUCACAUGCGGCUGGCUAAAAAGCUUGUGCAUGCAGUCUAGAAAAAACAUUUUUGUAUAGCAGACCCUUAAAAGAAAUUUGGUGUAUAUGAUGCGAGUUGCUUAUUUCCUCGUGAGUAGUUAGUUUGUAAUGUGCAUUUUUAAAUGUGGAGAUGUCAGUGUGAGGUACAAUUCUGGACCAUUCGACACAAAAGUGAUUGCUUUUAGAAGGCAAGCACCUAUGUGUGACCAAUUGAUUGUUACUCUUGCCAUGCUUUGUGCCUAAUUGCACAUGCCUUGUAAAAUUAAAGCACUUGCAUGGAUAAACAAUGCUGGCAUUCAAAAGCAUGAUUUCAUUAAGUGCCAAAAUGUUAAGAAUUUUUGGAGUGUUCUUGUAAAAAAUUAGUAAUGUCAUUUUUGGUAUAGUAUUUGGUAUAGUAUUUGGCUAAGUUUCAUGCGUCAAAACUAUCGUCACUGUAUUAGGGGUGCGUAUUGCCAUAACACUCUGAAGAGCUUAUUCAAGAAUGAAAUAAGAACUGGGACACGGCUAUAAAGGACCAAGUCAUUUAUGACAAACAUAACAUGAUAUCACUUCAGGCACGUGUCAGUGAAGGGGAUGACUGUUGGGUUUAGCAUUCCUAGUGACGGAGCAUAAAAAAGUAGCUUUGCAACUUUGUCUUCUGCCUUUUUUUAAUCAUUUUCUGUUUACUGCACAAUUUGCAUUAAAAAACUGUACUCUUA